CCAGGCCAUGGAUGCAAGCUUCAGCGUUGUGACAUACUGCCGAAAGGUUGUAGGGCAAGAGGGUGUCUCCCCCAGACGGGCCGACCCUCCUGCGGCCUCCACGCAUGGACUAUAAUAGGAUGAACUCCUUCUUAGAGUACCCACUCUGUAACCGGGGACCCAGCGCCUACAGCGCCCACAGCGCCCACAGCGCCCACAGCGCCCCUACCUCCUUCCCCCCCAGCUCGGCUCCGGCUGUUGACAGCUACGCAGGGGAGACCCGCUAUGGCGGGGGACUGCCCAGCCCCGCGCUCCAGCAGAACUCAGGCUAUCCCCCCCAGCAGCCGCCUUCUGCGCUCGGGGUGCCCUUCCCCAGCUCGGCGACCUCGGGGUACGCCCCGGCCGCCUGCAGCCCCAGCUACGGGCCCUCUCAGUACUACCCUCUGGGCCAACCCGAAGGAGACGGAGGCUAUUACCAUCCUUCGAGUUACGGGGCCCAGCUAGGGGGCUUGUCGGACGGCUACGGAACCGGUGGAGCGGGCCCGGGGCCGUACCCUCCCCCGCAGCCCCCUUUUGGGAGCGAGCAGACGGCGAGCUUUGCAUCGGCCUAUGCUGAUCUCCUCUCCGAGGACAAGGAAUCGCCCUGCCCGUCAGAACCCAGCACCCCCACAGCCCGGACCUUCGACUGGAUGAAGGUUAAGAGGAACCCACCCAAGACAGCGAAGGUGUCUGAGCUGGGCCUUGGCGCGCCCGGCGGCCUCCGCACCAACUUCACCACGCGGCAGCUGACCGAGCUGGAGAAGGAGUUCCAUUUCAACAAGUACCUGAGCCGGGCCCGGAGGGUGGAGAUCGCCGCCACCCUAGAGCUCAACGAGACGCAGGUCAAGAUUUGGUUCCAGAACCGGCGCAUGAAGCAGAAGAAGCGCGAGCGGGAGGGAGGCCGGGUGCCCCCAGCCCCUCCGGGUUGUCCCAAGGAGGCGGCUGGAGACGCCUCCGACCAGUCGACGUGCACCUCCCCGGAGGCCUCGCCCAGCUCUAUCACCUCCUGAAUGAAACCUUCCGACCGUCGGGGCUCCUCCGCUCUGGAGCGCCUCAGUCCAGCCCCUCUCCUCCGCUCUCCCUAAGCCAGGCCUCGACUUCAUCGUUCCAGCCACCCGUCACCAAGGCCGGGCGCUCGUUUACAGCUGCUUUUGGGGAGACUGGGGAAACGCUUUUCUCUGGUCCGGGCGGGGUGUUGAUGGCUGGGGACCCUACAGGACCAGAGGCAUGGGAGACACGGAACGUGUCAACUGUGGAGGGAAGGGCUUCCUUCCGCCUUUCAUCUGGGGACCAGCACGUGGGUGGGGUAGAAGCCAGCCACACCCUCCUGAAUUCUCCCUUCUUUCCAACUUCCGUGUGUUCAGUUAGUGCCUUUGAGUCUCAAGGACUCUUCCGGAGCCCUCGGUUCCUAACUCUCCCUUCUAGGCCGGGACAGAGGGAAGGCCUUGAAGUUUCUCCUGAGGGAGGUUUUUGGGUGCAGGCCUGUUACCGAUGCUUAAUCUCUCCAGUCACCACAGACCUUACAACAGCACCAGCUGCCUUGUGACAGACCAAAAAAACUGCCCCCCAACCUUAUUAACCCCCUCCUGGCACAUUUGUAUUGCACUAACUCAGCCUCCAGAAGUUGUUUUCUGAGACCUGCCUCCUUCCACCGGCGACCUCAUCUCUAAGCCACCAAAGUGUUUUGGAACUUGGUACUCCGGAGACUUCUGGAACGUUGUUGGAGGCCUGCCCCCAGCAAGCCUCUACCAGGAAGGCGCAGGCACGCCCCCACUAGUUCCUCCCCUAUUUAUUGCCUCCUGGAAAACCCAGGACCCUCCUCCCCAUCCACCUCUACCCCUGGGGCAGCCUAGGGAGGCCCAGGUGCAGUGAGAGCUCCCAAAAGCAGCAAGCAUUUCUCUGAACCUUAGAAACAGUGGAGGUGCCACGGGAGUUUCUGGAAACCUGAGCCCCAAGCGAGCCGGGUUCUCUCUGUACCUCCAGCUACCUCAUUUCAAUAAAGUCUGUGUUUUUCCCUC
Leopardus geoffroyi (Geoffroy's cat) is the source of this 2036-nucleotide messenger RNA. RefSeq names its product homeobox B1 (gene HOXB1). Gene Ontology annotation, biological process: regulation of transcription by RNA polymerase II. The record is from RefSeq and is a predicted model, not a curated record. Gene Ontology annotation, cellular component: nucleus. Bases 105 to 1028 code for a protein of 307 amino acids. Lineage: Eukaryota; Metazoa; Chordata; Mammalia; Carnivora; Felidae. The transcript is spliced from 2 exons. Gene Ontology annotation, molecular function: DNA-binding transcription factor activity, RNA polymerase II-specific; RNA polymerase II cis-regulatory region sequence-specific DNA binding.